AUGACGGAGGGUUGCGAGUUCGAGAUCGACGUGGAAAGCGUGGAGGUGGAGGUCGACGAGCAGAGCGAGCGAGCUCAGGAGGACAACCACCGCAACACGCGGGACGAUGGCGGGGACGCCCAGGCUGCCGAGCCGGAGCCUGUGCCUGGGCCGGGGCUCGGAGGCCUGAGUCCGGGCGAGCAGCGCAAAUUAAGCCGCACGCCCAAGUGCGCGCGCUGCCGCAACCACGGCGUGGUGUCCUGCCUCAAGGGCCACAAGCGCUUUUGUCGCUGGAGGGACUGCCAGUGCGCCAACUGCCUGCUGGUGGUGGAGAGGCAGCGGGUCAUGGCCGCGCAGGUGGCGCUACGCAGGCAGCAAGCCACGGAGGACAAAAAAGGACUAUCUGGGAAACAAAUUCCAGCCGAGAGGAGGAACAUUUAUCAGAGACAUGUUCGUCCAUCAACUCUGCUGGCCAAAAGCAUCCUUGAAGGAUUCCGCCCGGUGCCUUCCGACCCCUUCCUGGGUUCCAACCCGUCCCUGCCGCCGCCGCUGAGCGACCGCAUGCGCAAGCGUCGCGCGUUUGCCGACAAGGAGCUGGAGAGCAUCAUGUUGGAGCGUGAGUACAAGGAGCGCGAACUCCUGGAGAGCGGCCCGCUAAAAGUCAACUCCACCUUCCACUCGCUCAUCCAACACUCAAUGGGCGACAAGGUCGGGGCAGCGGGUGAUCUGCGGGGGGCGCCGUAUUGCAAGGAGCUUCUUCAGGAGGCGGCCCGCAAGCUCAGGGAAAGCUCCGAAAGAGACGUGCAGGGCGGCAAAAUGGGUGACAGGUGCGCCAAGGACUUCCUUUCUGAUCCGGGAAGGACCAAGAUGGCUACUGGAGAGUCUCUGUCUUUCUCUGUGGAUGCCAUUUUGAAAAGACCACCCAUGAAUCGGGCAUUCCAUUGA
This is a messenger RNA of Nerophis lumbriciformis (worm pipefish), 924 nucleotides long. The record is from RefSeq and is a predicted model, not a curated record. NCBI's taxonomy places the organism in Eukaryota, Metazoa, Chordata, Actinopteri, Syngnathiformes, Syngnathidae.